CCUCUAUAUCCACCCAGGACUCCAGGUCCCUCCCUCUUCCAUUCACAGGGGCUGCCUGGGGGCUUAUGACUAAGGAAACCAAGGGACCUGCCACCCCGGGCUUCAAGGAUCUUGUGCAGUCCUGACCAGAGGCCCUCUCCCCUCUCCUUCUCUGAGCUGCCUGAAGUCAUCCACCUUCCUAGGCCUGAGGCUCGGAGGCCCAGAGUGCGCCCCCUGCUGCCGGUGAGCAGAGGUCACUCCAGGGCCUGAACUGGCGAGGCCUGCUUCAAGGUGGCGCUGCAGCUGUGUGGUGGCGAAGUUGGCGUGCUCUGCGAGGCUCCUUCCCAUCAUCACCACAAGAUGUCGCUGUCAUUCGCAAUUAGCCGACACAGCGCAAGACCAAACCAUCCUCUGCUCUCCUCCCUCUGCGGGUCAAGGCAAGCCCGUCUAUAGCCUACCUGGAACUCCCAACCUGCUGGCCUAACCCUGGGCAGCCGCUGGAAACCUGAUGAUGAUGACCAGACUCUUCAAAAGUUAUCUGAGCCAACCAACUGUGUGGGUUAUUGGGUUUCUUCUGUGUCCAGUUUUCAAAGGUGAGCGCGUGCGUGCGUACACACGUGUAGUUCCAUUGCCUAGCCUUGGAUAGCAGAGACCCCUUAGCACCUUCUCCUUGAUUGCCCCUGGACACAGGAAAUCCAGAGAGCAGCAGGCAGGAUGGAUAUCUCCCAGAUCAGAUGCCAACAUACUAAAGACAAGGAGAUUUUUGACAGUAAACAGAGGAAGAGAAUGCCCGAUUAUCUAAGAAUGAUGAUUUCUAGUCUGAAUAGAACAGACGUGCAUCCAUGUAGCAUCGUAUACGGAGCAGCACCAGUCUGCAGACACGAAAGCUAAAUAAAGGUUUAUAGAUAAGAGGAGAGAAUGUGGUGCUAAUCAGAUCUACUGGUAUGGAAUGAUAACACAAGUUUAUCGGCAAGAAGGGACAUGACUGAUGACUUUGCUUUUCCUGGGAGCCCCGAAUAAACACCAGCCAUAGCAACAGCGACAGCCACAGCAACGGCGACAGCGUCUAGCUCUGCAAACCCUCAGCAACUCACUGAACUUACAGAGCAUGGUGUGACCUCAGCAUAGAUGAGGACUUCACCAGAGCUGCACUGUGGAGGUCCCACCUUAACUAACCCUCUGCCUGCUAGCACCCCUGAGACAACUGGGACAAAAUUACGUGCCAUAGGAAACUAGUGGCUGGACUCUCAGGUGAAGGUCUGAUGAUACUCCCACGCCUCCUUCUGUGGGGAGACUCAACCCUGACCUCUUUGAGGGUCUCCUUCGAGUAAUUACAACUCCUCUGAUUAAGAUGCCAACAAUGGGGCUGGAGAGAUGGCUCAGCAGUUAGGAGCACUGGCUGCUCUUCCAGAGGUCAUGAGUUCAAUUCUCAGUACCAACAUGGUGGCUCACAACCAUCUAUACAGGGAUCUGAUGCCCUCUUCUGGCAUGCAGGUGUACAUGCAGAUAGAGCACUCAUUAAAAAAAAAAUGGUAAUAGCUAAGUUAUACUUAGAGAAUUCCUUGUAGGCAUGCAUCAAAAACUAGCUCCUGGCAAGGGCUCAUGUAAAAGAGAAAGGGGAACUGACAGUUAUUCUUAGCUGGUCCAAAAGAUAACUGUUUGUUUAAAAUAACAUAGUACCAGAAUUUUCAGUCCAUGUCUAAGUGAAAUGAAAGACAGCUUCAUCCCAAGGGACAGAGGGAGGAGUUGGUAAGACCAGUAUAAGCCGCUCAUACCACACUUGAAGCAGUUCUCCAAUAUCUGAGGUCAGUUGUUAUUGCAUGUUGCAGACUUGAAGGUAACCAUUUAAGGUUUCUUCCUUUCUUUGUUUCUUUCUUUCUUUUUUUUAGAGAACAUAAUCGACAAGCUAAAAGAGAUGAUGAAACAGAACUGGGAGUGGGGUGGUAAAGAGAAGACUCAUUGACUAGAAGUGCUACUGUUCUUACAGGAGACCCGAGCACAGGUCCCAGGACCCUUGGCAGGCAGCUAACAAACAGCUGUAGUUUCAGCAAAAGACUGGCGACCCAGUUUAAUCCUAAAGGUGGAGGGAGGGAACAGACUCCACAUCAUGUCCUCUGACCUCCGGAUGUGCACCAUGACACUUUCAACAAACACUUGUCUUAGUCAGGGUUCCUAUUUCUGAAUAAAACAUGACCAAGAAGCAAGUUGGGGAGGAAAGGGUUUAUUCAGCUUACAUUUCCACAUGGUUGUUCAUCACCAAAGGAAGUCAGGACUGGAACUCAAGCAGGUCAGGAAGCAGGAGCUGAGGCAGAGGCCAUGCAGGGAUGUUACUUACUGGCUUGCUUCCCCUGGCUUGCUCAGCUUGCUUUCUUAUAGAUCCCAAGACCACCACCCACCAUGGGCUGAGUCCUCCUGCCUUGAUCACUAAUUGAGAAAAUGCUGGAUCUUUACAGCUGGAUCUCAUGAAGGCAUUUCCUCAAGGGAGGCUCCUUUCUCUGUGAUAACUCCAGCUUGUGUCAAGUUGACACAUAAAACCAGUCAGUAAAAUUCUGAUAUCCAAACUAAAGAUGACUUAACAAGAGAGAAAACAGAUGAAUAUUACUCAUGAAAGAGGGGUGCUUCCAACAACAUCUUAACAAAUCAGACCUAAGAAUGUGUUGACCAGUUCUUACACCAUACCCAAACUGGAUUUAGCAGAGUACAAGAUUUACUUUAUUUUUAAAAGUCAGACAAUAUAACUCACCGUUGAACAAUUUAGAAGUAGAAAUUCAAAUAUCAUUUUGACAAAAUAUUCAUGAAUUCAAAUGCCCUUUGACAACCCAAGCUCUCCUAAAUUAGUAAUAGGAGGGAACCCCCUCAGUUGGACAACUGACGCCUUUGAGGAACAGACACGUGGCACUAUGUUUGAUCCUAAAAGGGUAACCAACAUUCCUGGGCCAAGAAUAGCAUUCUAUCCUGGAAUGUCUGUGGAUGUCUGAGUUAGGGAAACGGCAAGAGACAUAAAAGGGACCAAGAAUGGAAAGAAAGAGUCAUUCUCUCAGCAGCUCAUGUUUUCUUAUAAGUACAUAAAUCUUCAAGAAUAUACAAAAGAGACCUAGCCAGUCAAGGGGGCUUGCUGCCAAGUCUGAGGACCUGAGUUCAAUCCUACACAGUGAAAAGGGAGGACCGACUCCUAUAAGUUGUCCUCUGACCUCCACUUGUGUGGUGGCUCUUGUAUAACAACACUCACACUCUUCCACACACAAAAUAAGCAAGCUAAAGAAAAAAGUGUAAAGGUCUCCUCAGAUGAAGGGAUGAGAUGAGAGCCACAGCCAAGCUGUGCCAAUGCAUGGCUUGGGCUAAGCCCACAGUGUUUCUUUCUCUGUUCUAUUCCUAGGCCUAGGCCUGGAAGCUUCUAGCCUCUGUACAAUCUAAUUUUCCAAACAGACUAAUUCCAUCCAGCUUCUCUUGGCCUCUUCCUGAAUUUCUCUGCUUGACCUCAUACUAACUUGGCAAUCUGUUCUAAUCUUCUGGCUACUUUUCAUUCUUGGGCUGGUUUUUCUGUUUUCACCUGUGUCUAGUUUGUUUUCUCUGCUACCUGUCUCUGUAAAACUGUCCCACUCAAACACACACACACACACACACACACACACACACACACACACACACACACACACACACCUUUCACUCCCUGUGCUGCUCUAAAGUAGCCUCUUCUUCUUGUCCUCAUGUGAGUUGGGCAUAUCCUAUCUCUGACUCAUUCUGUCAAAUCUUUCUCUGAUUCAUCACUUUGCCCCUCAGUUAGAUGUCACUUUCAAACAUGGCUGCCUCUUUCUACAAACUAACGUUACCUUCAUUCACUGUUAGGGAUUAAAGGCGUAUACUAAGGGAGUAUCUGUAUUCCAGAGCCAGAUCACACUAUAAUCCAUGACAAGCCUGCAUUCUGACCAGAUCAAAUCUUUGGAUGUGAUCCCUUGUCAGAGCAGAAUGUUGCUGAAUUAAAAUUCCUCUACAAAAACAAACAAACAAACAAACAAACAAACAAACAACACGUAUAAAAGAGAGAGGAACCAGGAGGUGGUGGUGCACACAUUUAAUCCCAGCACUUGGGAGGCAGAGGUAAGGCCAGCCUGGUCUACAGUCAAGGAUAAAUGAGAGAGAGAGAGAGAGAGAGAGAGAGAGAGAGAGAGAGAGAGAGAGAGCACAAAACUCAGUAGAAUCAAACUACAUUGAUAUGUCAAUUCUCAAUUUAUUCACAUUUGCUAAUAUUGAAAUCCCUUUACGGUAGCUAGAGCUACUGGAGCUGGAGAGACAGCUCCACAGCUAAGAGCACACAAGUGCUCUUGCAGAGGACCUGAGUUUGGUUCCCAGAUCCAUCAGGAGGCUCACAGAUACUUAUUGGGCUUGCUGGUUGGCAAUUUUAUCAAAUUAAACUGUAGAGUCAGUGUAGUCCUGACUGAAGUUCAGUAAGGGGUCUCUGUGGGAACCAACAAGGGCUUUCUACAUGUCCCAUGGAACUCGGAAGAACCUUGUCUUAGUCACUGUUCUGCCACUGUGAAGAGACACCGUGACCAGGGCAAAUUAUAAAGGACGCGUUUAACUGAGGGCUUGCUUACAGUUUCAGAGGGUGAGUCCGUUGUCACCGUGGCGGGGAGUGUGGUGGCAGGCAGGCAUGCAGGCAUGCAGGCAUGCAGGCAUGCAGGCAUGCAGGCAUGCAGGCAUGCAGGCAUGCAGGCAUGCAGGCAUGCAGGCAUGCAGGCAUGCAAUACUGGAGAAGUCGCUGAGAGCUUACAUCUGGUCCACAAGUAGCAGGCAGAGAAAGAGAGACUGGGCCUGGCAUGGGCUUUUGAAACAUUAAAGCCCACCCCCAAUGACACGGUGCAAAAGGACUCCAUUCACAAAAAAGAUAACUUACCAAUUGCGCCUGACUAUUGGCAACUCCUGUCUUCCCAAAUGAGUUUUGCAAACGUACAUACAUGACUAUAAGCAAAAGUUGGCUAGAAACAUAACAGGCCAGGCAGAGAUUAAGCUAUUCAAAGGAAUGCUUGCAUCUCACACCAUCAGACUACUCAAACGGUCUCACACCAUCAGACUACUGAACCAAAGUACCCUCCACCCAAAACAGGAAUUUCCCCAGGAAUCUCAUGCUGGGAAAAGAGCAGAUGCCAGCCAGAGAGGAAUCUUGUCUCUCUCAGAGAGCUCUAACUUGUCUGCCCACCUGACUGGGUGAGACUGAUGCCAGACAAGGACGGGUCAGUGGAGGGCAGGGCUACACCAUGACCAGGACUGCUUAGACGUGAUAUCUUUGAGCUCUAUUUAAACUCUGGUCUCACCUCAGGACCCUAAAGACUGACCUGGGGGCGGGGUGGGGGUUCUCUGGAUCCCUUUGUCCCUCUUCCUAAGUGGCCACAUACAAUAAAUCUCCUUUUCCUGCUUUCUAUGUUUAGUUAGGUUCUUGUAAUUGGCUUAUUAAAGACCAAUGGCUGGCCCUAGCUUGGGACAAGUCCAGUAACAUAACUGGAUCACAGAUACCCACGUGAGUUCUGAGACCCAUCUGGGAGAAAACGUGAAAAUCCACAAGGCUCUUGCGUUCUGCACAGAUUCACAAAUAGCAGUCUGAGUAGAAUAUGUAGGGUUUCAGGACACGUGGAAGUGCAUGUAUGUUCUCAACACUGUUAGAACCAACAGCCCGCAUGUGAGCAAGUACCAGAAGCACUGCUCACCCAUACAUAUGCAUGGAGAAUAAGCUGAGGAGGACGGUCUGGAGAGAGCCCCUGGGAGCCGCACGUUGAGCUUACCAGGCAUGGCCUACUACGGUUGCAAUUAAAAAGAUCACCCGUACCAAAUGCAGGCUAAGAUGCGAGGGGCCUGGAACCCAGCUCGUGGAUUGGAAUAAACCAGUGUGACUGUCGUUCUGCCUGCCGCACAGCAGAAGCCAGUGCUGAGGUGAGUCAGUGGCGAAGCCAGCUCAGCAGUGAGGCAGCAGUGAGGUGUCCUCCCCAGAGGGCGAUUCUGGGAGGUGUUUUCUUUUCAGUUCUGCCUGCCCUUGACAAGCCGCAGCACACGGACCCUGGCGUGAGGCAUUAGAUUUUUGUUUGUUUGUUUGUUUGUUUGUUUGAGAGGGGAGUCUCAUGUAGCUCAGACUGGCCUUCAACUCUGGAUCCUCCUGACUCUGCCUCCUUAGUGUUUCGAUUACAGGCACAUGCAGCCUUGCCCAGGCUUCCAUUUGUGGGUCAGUCUAGACUCUGGGGGAGGAAUGCCUGACCCCACCCUGCUCUCUAGAUGCAGACUCUAGGAGUGUUGGGAAUUGGCCCUAAUGUUUUCUCUUAAUUAGACUCCCAAAAGCUAUGCUUUCAGAUGCUGAGGGUCCCUGCCCACAGCUGGCUUCGGUUGGUAUUAAAGAAUUUCUGUACAGCCAACGGGUGGGCGGGGAGACAGAGGUGGGACUUUUAGAUUGCAUGGGCAAGGGACAGAGAGAGGGAAAUGGAGAGGGGGGAAGGGAGGAGGAGACUGAAGAACAGGAGAAUCAGCAUAAUGGAGGAACAAGGAGAAUAGACUUAAAGGCCCACCAACAUGUAAGAUUAUGGGAAAGUGGGCCUAGGGACCAUUCCCCUGAAUGGGUCUGGGGUAGCAGAGAUGAAAUACAGAUUUUAAAAGAUAUUAACUCAGGAAUACUGGAGGGGAGCAUGUGCUAGCCAUGGAAGGUUUAGAAGUGCCCAGCUAUUGAGCUAGUCAAGGCAUAUCAAAAUUAGCUGGCGUGUGUAUGUCUUUGAUUUGUGAAUCCAGAGAUCUUGGGCAGUCGAGACCCAAAGCGGUUUAACUAAUUCACUGCUCUAUAGAAGUACCUUUUGUCUGCAGCAACAGAGGAACCAGGGAAGCGAUUUGCAAGGAGUCGGGGUCUCCUGUUGGCCGCUGUUCUCUUUUGCUGGUAUAGCCUUUGCUCCAAGAUGGCUUUACAGAAGUUUUUAUAGGACUCAGGUGAUUGCAGACUGUAGGUUCCCCCUUCCUGAGGCAGGCUAGUGGACAAAAGACUCACAUCUGAUCCCACUCUCUUAGUAACGACCGUAUCCCUCUGAGAACAAAGAUCACCGCUCUCAAGAUCUCUUAGCCUUGCUAAUUAUUUUGCCUCUGUGUCGUUUCAACAUAUUAUACAAUUGGCAUAUCUGUCUGCACCAAAUGAUGCUUGGUGCCAGAAGAGGACAGAGGAAGGUGUCAGAUCUGCUAGAACUGGAGUUAUAGAUAGCUAAGAGCCAGCGUGUGGGGCCAUAACUAACCCCAGUGCUCUUCAAGAGUACUCAGGGGUCUUAACUGCUGAGACUUCUCUGUAGCACCAAGACACUGUUUUUUUUAAAGAGCAAAAUAAGAAUAACAAUGAUAAUAAUAAUAUGGAAAUUAUCAGCAUGUCUUUGUGUAUUUUUGUAUGAGCGUGAGAAGAGUUCAAAAGAAAGAAACAGAUAACUAUGUUCUCUGUAGUCUGUCGACUGUUCAGCCGACUUUGUAGAUCUUGUCUGCUGGACCUGAAAUCUGAGAAACUGAAAGAGUGGGGCAGACCAGUCUGAUGCUGUAGACAACCUUGCUUCAGCUUCAAUGCUUCUUUAGACAUGAAUGUAACAAAGAAAGCAAUGAUCUAAGGAAGGUUGUUUGAAUUCAGAAAAACACGUUCAGAACAGCGUGUAAAUAAAUACCAGUAAGCACAUACUAAAUAAUAACAGAACAGCCCUGUGGUGUGUUCUUUUGAGACCCCGCCUAAGCUCUGGGAAUGGGCCACACUAUCAUCCCUGACCCAGCUUCCCUUGAGUCUAAGGAUAAAAGACACACACACACACACACACACACACACACACACACACACACACACACACACACAGGUUGCUCAUUUUCAGCUUGCCUUCUGACACAGUUGCUGGGUGUUGUUCUCUCCAACCUGGAAGAGCGUGACCUUAUCAAUAUCCUUUUCUCUUCACCUCCCCACCUGCCCUGAACUUUAGUUGCUCACCUACAUCUAGUCCCUGAAAAAUGUCCCCAACCACCUGCCUAGGAUCAGUCAUAGGCGACCAAGUCCCGCCUAUCCCUUCCACCCAGAAAUUGGCCCAUGGCUUCUUUACUGACAGAUCAAGGACCAAUCGGGGAACAGGACCACAGCAUCAGCACUACCCCUAUACAGCCCUCUCCCAGAACUUUCUCAGGACAGACCAACAUAAACACAAUUGCCUACAGGUAGUAGAGUAUAAAAGGAAAAGCACAAAGGCAAAGUGGAAGGCCAUAUCCAGAGUUGGGGUACACAGACCAGAUUGGGUUCUAUAGCUAUGAUCAGACAUCCAACAAGAAAUAAACGUGUCUUAUAAAUUAAAUGUAAAUGUUUCAAGCUUGGGGUGUGAAAUCAUGUUCAAGAGCAACCCAGGGAACACAGUGUACCUGAGGUAAACUGCUCUCUGCCUUGUUUCCUGGAGCCUCUCUCAUAGUUCCUCAAGGCAUUGUUCAUCAUGAGAUGUUCUUAUGACCAUGUUCUGACCGUAGCCUCCAUGGUGGAUCUGGAGAGCUCUUCGUUAUUCUUCAUGCAUCUGUGCCUUGUUGCUCUGGUGUCAACCGCAGGAGACCAUCUGACAGGAUUAAUGGACUUUGACCAAUCAAAAGAGAGAAGCUCAGUGUAGAACUCUAUAGCUGUUCCCAGAGCCAACUGAAGCACCAGGCAGCCUUGCUGUAAUUGUGUUGUAGAUUACCACUUGUGUUGGAGAAAAUAUUUAAUUUCAAACAGAGGUUUUUGCCUCACCUUUGAUCAUUCGGUUCACAGGUAAAGGACAUACAACUUUUAUUAUUACAAUAAGCCUUAAUCAGCCCUAGAGCUUGGCAGAUAUCUACCCUCUAAGCUAUUAGAAUCUAUUUCCCAUCAAUCACCCUGAGUUAUAAUUUACCAUGUCCCGCAUGGGCAGCUCUUACUCCAAUUGGCUAGGCCCUCGUGGCCAUGUUUUUAUGAUUCACCUACUCCAUGGCAGCUUCCUCCUCUCUCCACCUUCUUCUCUCUCCUGUGUUCCUCCUUGGACCCCAAGUCCAGCAACCCCAAACCCUGCCUAUGUCUCUUCUGCUAGCUAUUGGCUGUUGGCAUCUUUAUUUAACUAAUGGUUUUAAAUCAAGGAGGAAAGUCACAUUGUAUUUAUGGAUUCUCUCAUCCCUAUGGGCAACCAGGCCUUGGGAGCAGAGUACUUACCAUUACAAUACAUAGUAAAAGAUCAAAGCUCAACAUGUUACAUGUGAACUCCGGGCUGGUUGUUUAACUAGCUAUGGUAUGUAUGGGCUUCCCCUACGCACACCAGGAUUGCAGGGGAGAGGUAGGGGUGGGGCCAAGGCAAGAUGGGGCCCUGGGACUUCCUCAGAGUCUCCUUCUGGUUCAUUCUGUGGGCAUCAAGGCUCAGGGCUAGGAUUGAUGAGGGUGAUAGAAAGGGUGUAUGCUGAGGAUAUUCCCGUUUCUCAAUAGAUACAGAAAGGGGUCCUACCAUAGGUCCAGUCUCCAUAUGAGCUAUGUUCUCAUGCAUGUAAAGUGAAAGUGGAGUUACACCCAUAACGUAGGCUGGUACAGACUUAGCACAUUUAAUGAUCGUUCUCCAGACCGUCAUUUUAAGUUUUUGCAUGAGCAUGAACUUCGUAAAUCAAAUACAAAUUAAACUCCCAUGUGACAGACUUUGCAAGCGUCUGUGGAAGGAUACAUACUUGAUGUGGGGGUUGGUUUAGUGACUCAGUGUGUACUCUUGGAGAAAUGUGGCCUUGUGGUCAAUGUCAUUGGAGACCCUAGGCCAGAUGUCUCUCAACCUGUAAGUUAUGACCCCAUGGAGGUUGGGUAUCAGAUAUCCUGCAUAUCAGAGACUUACACUACAAUUUAUAACAGUAGCAAAAUUAGUUAUGAAAGUACAACAAAAAUAAUUUUACAGGAGGGGUCACCACCACAUGAGGACUGUAUUAAAGGGCCACAGCAUUAGGGAAGUUGAGAACCACUGUCCUAGACGGUUCAGGCUAUGUGAUUCACAAGGACAGAGGACUCCUUAGUUCUCCAGAGGAGAAUGUCUGCUCAGAAAGAAGUUUAGACAGGAGGAGGAGUCCACCAGGGAGGGGACAGGGGAAUGCAGGGGAAGUCCACCAAGGGCUGUGGGAGAAAGUUGAUCCUCAGUUAAGGUUUCACCAGCAGAAGCCAGGUAACAAGGCAACUGGUUUUCGUUGUCAUGUUUACUAGCUUGGGGGGACUCUAGGGACUGGGGUGUCCAGGAGGAGCAUAGCCAAUCAAGAGUUGACGCUUCAGCAUUGGGCACUUGGGACACACGCCUUCCUGGCGCCAGCUAAGUAGAAAUAGAUGAGGAACUCUGGUCAACAGGGAAUUCUGAGCCUGUCCUUGCCAGCCUGCUCCCAGCCACUUGAGAGAGCUGAAGGCAGAGCCUGGAUUUCCCCUACGCACACCAGGAUUGCAGGGGAGAGGUAAGGGUGGGGCCAAAGCAAGAUGGGGCCCUGGGACUUCCUCAGAGUCUUCUUCUGGUUGACUCUGUGGGCAUCAACGCUCAGGGCCAGGAUCAAUGAGGGUGAUAGAAAGAGGGUGUAUGCCAAGGAUAUUCCCGUUUCUCAAAAGAUACAGAAAAGGGUCCUACCAUAGGUUCAGUCUCCACAGUGUUAUCAGACUUUGGGGGUCACAAUCUGAGGGCCAGGUCAGGCCCAGCCACUUGUGUUCAAUAAGCCCAAUGACAAGUGGGAUGCAGAAAGGGAGAUUCAUUCAAUGUGGUUGAAGAAAUAAAUUUUCAUAGAUAUGAGAAACAAAGUUGUAAAAACGAGGUUUUGAGAAAUACAUCUGGGGGUCAGGAUGCCUAUGACAAACUUGUGACCUUUCUGAGAGAUACAGCUGACGUCAUGAUGCCCAGUGAUAUGAUAAAGUUUUGGUGAUCAAGAUUCUGACUAAGCUAAUUAAGACAAAACAAAACAAAACAAAACAAAAUACCGUUCUGGGAAAGACCCCCCUAUCCCUCCCUGUGGUAAAUUCUGAGAACAACGGCAAGAUGUCAUCCUGACCCUGCUUGACCACCCAGUUCACCCCCCCUUCUAAGGGAUGUACCAACUUAGCCCUUUCCCAGUGAUUCACCAAGGCCAGGUGUAGGACUGGAUGAGGAAAGUGACCAACUGAGCCAAGAACAGCCCCUUGAGCAGGCCAGCCAAUACCUGACCAGAUCCUUUGUCCUGUGCACCACCAAUGGGAAUGGGCCAGCUAACACUGUUGCUGAAGUCUGCCCUCUGUAAUGAAUAAAAGUUGUGUGCUUUUUGGGUUCGGGGUUGACUCUCCCUGCCCGGAUGAGCAACCCCAUGAACGUGGAUUAAAAACUUUAAACCCUAAUGCUAUUGCAGCGGUCACAUUGUCAAUCAGUGCUCUGUGGGUUGCGCUCCUGAGGUAAGGCCACUGUGGGGUCUUACAACAUGGUCACAUUGGGAAGAGGGACAAAGGGAUCCCAGUCAGUCUCCAGGAUCCUGCAGGCCAAGGUUUAAAUAGGGGACAAGGAUAUCACAUCUAAGCAAUGCCAGCCAAGGUGUGGCCCCGAGUUCCACUGACCCAUCAUUGUCUGAGCUUCAGUCUCAUUCUGAAAGGUGGAUUGACAAGUUGUGAGAACUGUGUAGAAUCUCUUUCCAACAGGCCAACUGGCUGUGGCCAUUUUUUCCCUCCCAACAUGAGAGUCCUGGGAGAAAUUACCAUGUUUUGUUGGGUCCAUUAGUUUGACAGGUUGAGGUAUACAAGAGUCCCUUUAGAGUAUCUUUGCAGGGUCGCCCAGACAACAGCUAUCCAGUCCAGACUUGGGUCCUGAGAGGUCCUUUGAAGAGGACCCUGCCCUAUUCAUUCACAACAACCCCUGUCUCUGUACUAAGAUCCUAGAGGAAGGGAAACUUCAGCAAUACCUCCAAGACACUGGAGAUUGAACAUAGGACCUUAAACUCAGAGAUAGCCACCAGAGGGCAGGAAACAGAGUUCCAAAAUUUUGUCUUUGAUAGUCUGGGACUACACGGAUCCACCCACACUCCUCACACUUUGAGAAUUGCUAAGUGUUAUGCAAAUGUAUGCAUGAGUAUGCAAACCCUAUGCAAAUACAGGAUUAUGGAGACACAUGGUCUGCGCUGAGGAAUUAGGAGUUUGGAUUUCCCCUGUUAAUGCUGCUUUGGUGACAUCAUAAGUCAGGGAGGUCAAGUUCCUUCUUUUUGGUUUUGUACAAGUUUUUUCUUGUCCAAACUUUCUUUUUUUGUCCCUUUAUAGAGACCAAACAUUUUGUCACCACAUGUUUAUUAAGAGGUGUUUCCCAAGAAAAAAAACAAGCUCGACAUCACCUAAUCAGUGGUUCUCAGCCUUCCUAAGGCUGCCACCCAAAUAGAGCUCCUCAUGUUGUGGUGACCCUCAACCAUAAAACUGUUUUUGUUGCUACUUUCUUACUGUAAUUUUGCUGCUACAAUGGAUCAUAAUGUAAAUAUUUUUUGGAGAUAAAGGUUUGCCAGAGGGAUUUUGACUCAGCUACACCCACAAGUAAGCUGCUCUAUUCCUUCAGAGCGCAAGGAUUUCCUUCAUCCAGGACAAGACUUGAGCUUCUGGUCUCCUGAUCGUGCCUCAAGCAGAAGUGAGACACAGGUCAGGUCAGGUCUCAGUGUCUCUCAGUGUCUGAGGCAGAGAGGCCAGGUUGUGGCUCCCAUCCCAGCCAUUAGACCCGGCUCGAGUCUCAGUUCUGGCCUGGCAUGCAGACCACCACAGGGUGCUGUUGGUUUUUCCAAGGCAAAGCUAGAGAUGUGCUUUGCCGUAACUGUCCUUGGGCUGCAGAGAUGGGAGUGCUGCUACCUCUGGAACAUUGGAGCAGCUCCUCCGUGGCUGGACAGUCUGCUUCUGAAAUGCAUCGGAUCACAGCUCCAAACUUUGCUUUGUGAAUUCUCUUUCCAGUCCGACUGGAGCCCGGGGGCCAGGCCACAGCCCUCUGCUUUUCCUGUGGUUGAUGGUCAGUUCUGCUCUUUCUUCUGCGUGCCGUGGUCGUGCCGUGGGUGUGAUGGGGGAUGGUACGGUGGUUUGCCUUUUGGAAAACAGCCAAGUGCACUGGCUUAAAACAAAACCAGCUCUGGGGCCUCUGCUGAUACAUCUGGAAGCUUCCAGCAGACUUUGCAGAGGGCCAGGUCCUAGUCUCAGUGCACAGUGGCAUCAUUCUAUCCUCAGCCCCAGGACACAAGUUCAAUCCCUCCCUCAGGGUCCUGGCUCCAUCCUCAUUCAGCCCAGCAAGGUCUACUAUUUUAAGGUCUAUGGAAAUACCUCUUCUCUCAUGCAUGUCCUAACACGUGAAAGGGAUGGGUAGGGACCUCCUCUACAGUUCCCAGGUGACCUCCGUCCAGGGCCAGCUAAGGGCAGAGCAAUCUGAGACAAGAGCCAGGGCAACAACCGAUAGCAGCCUUCCAUGGGUCAGCACUAGUGCCUUGCCAUGCUUGGGCCCGGAGCCAUUUGGGACUCAGAAUGUAACCCAGAAUUCCACACUGCACAGACAGGGGCACAGCCUGCAGCUUCCCUCCAUCACAGAACUGGGGAUGCAGGGGCACACAGCCUCUUCCCCCUCCCUCAGAGAACAGGGGAUAUGUCUGGUUCUCUCAGUGAGACUGACUGUCAUGAUUGUGCCCAGAGGUUUGUAGGAUUUUCUGAGGCCACAGGGGUGCAGUGGGCAUGAGUGGUUUAGAGCAGAGGAUGUGGUCCUGACUGUGAAUUUGCCUGCUGUGUGCUGUGUGAGGAAGUUCCCAGCCCCUUCUGAUGCCAUGACUCCAGCAGGUAUGGGAAUAAAAGACCUUUACAGCUCUGUGCUUGUGGAUUCUCAGCACUGCAGCCUGGGGACAAGGGAAUAGGAGGUGUUGAGAGAAGGGGACCCUAGGUAGACCUCCUCGCCAAGGUGUCCCUGGACCUCUGCAGAUGUCUGCACACCAGUCACCCCAAGCUGGAAGCCCUGGCGGGUACAGGAGAUGGCCUGCUUUCCCUGCCUUCAUCUUCAUCUGGUGGAAAGUGUUCAAGUGGAGCUUCAGUUAAGGGAGUUCAGAAGGGGCUGGUCAGGCAUACACUCAGUGUUUCCAGGAUGAGAGCUCUGGCUACCCUCCAGUCUGUGAAAGGUUCCCAGAAAGAAUGGUCCUGGCCUUGCUCCUGGUCCAAGGCAAGACACCUAGCUAACCCGUGGGAAGGGUGCUAUCAGUUGGUCAAGCGAUGGUUUGAAUGUGCUUGGCCCAGGUAUUGGCACUAUUAGGAGGUGUGGCCUUGUUGGAGUGGGUGUGGCCUUGUUAGAGGAAGUGUGUCACUUAAGGUAUGGACUUUAAGACCCUAGUCCCAGCUGCCUGGAAGCCUGUCUUCUCCUAGCGGCCUUCAGAUGAAGAAGUAGAGCUCUCAGCUCCUCCUGCACCACGCCUGCCUGGAUGCUGCCAUGUUCCCACCUUGUUGAUAAUGGACUGAACCUCUGAACCUGUAAGCCAGCCCCAAGUAAAUGUUGUCCUUAUAAGAGUUGCCUUGGUCAUGGUGUCUGCUCACAGCAGUAAGACCCUAACUAAGACAGCCACUCUUGUCCUGACACUUGCCUCAGAUUGCUCUGGCUGUAGCUGGUGCUGGACGGAGGCCACCUGGGAACCGUCAUAAGGUCCCUAACCCAUCCUUUCACCUGUUAGGACUGUCAUGAUGUGAACUUGCCAAGAGAAGUGUCUGACCAUAAGACCCAGCUCCUGACAGGAGACCCUGCGGCCUCUGCCAGAGGCAGGAAGGCAGAAGAAUCUGCACACUGUGUCCCCCACCGAAAACCUCAAAUUUGCAAGCAGGAGGGCGGCCAUAGCUGAGCAGCCUGGCAUGGCUUAUAUCCUCCCUGCUGUGCUUCCUGCUUCAUUUUUAACAUGAUUGUAUGAGAUGCGUUCGAAGCCAUUCCCUCCCCUGGUGCUGGCCCAGCAUACCCUAAGAUCUGUACAGUGCGGGCUGCUGGUCCAGCAUACAGGCCCCAGGAUCUGACAGAUCGAUGCUCCUUCAUGGAAUAUCAUUCCUUUCUCAGUGUCUCCUCACUCCUGUGAGACACAAACAGGACUACUAUUGGUCUGCAAACAGGACUACUAUUGGUCUACUAUGUGUGGUGUCCAGAGAGCAGAAAGGCAGGGACCCAGUGGUGAGUGCAGUGAGGGGCAGGCACAGCAGGAGGCCUGGUAGUCUCUGACAUCACUUGGACUUUCCAGGACCCACUCACUGUCUCUCUUCUUCAUGGACCUGCCCGAGCCUUCUGUGCCUGUGCGUGCUGUAAGGGAAGGAAAGACAGAAGGGGUGGCAGGUAAGGGAGAGAGAAAGGUGGAGACAAGUUCAUGGGCUCCUGAUGCUCAGAAUAAUGCUCUCCUGGAUGAAAGAGUAUUUUGCCUUCAGGAACCAUACAACAGGCAGCUAGAAGCAUCGGCCGAUAGCAGACUCACAGAGAGUCUGAUGAGUUAGUAGCGUCAAACUGGAUAGUGCGGAGAGAGUAAGGGUUCAGAUGCCUUCUGGGAAUACCGAGCUCUCUGUGUCAGGCCAGCCCUCCCUCACCGGCUAAUACUGCUGGGCCAAGAGGCUUAGGUGGGUCUCCAUGACAACCGCAGCUGGCCUGCCUCCAGGUUCUGCAGGGAGCUCUGGGGACACACAUACACACUCCACAAACACCAGCCCAGCUGGGUCCCUCCUCCAGUUGGUGCCUCCAGGACAACUCCUCAGAGAGGAAGAGCAGCAGAAAGCGCAGGAGGCAGCCAGCAGUAGGAGAGGUGGAGGGAGGCUGAGGAUGGCGCUCACCCUUCAACUUCUACCAGUUUGCCGCUCAACUUUCUACUUGCCCUAGAAGAUAUCAAGGCUCUCUUCUCCUGCAGUGUGGAGCAGAACGCAGGAACCCUACAGUGAUAGUGCCGUUGUCCCUGAAGGAGGUGGACCUCAGAAGGGCCUGGGGGGCCAUGUCCCUCAUCCCAUGGCUCCGGUGGAACGACACCCCUCCCCGGCUCUCAGCCCGGAGCCCGGCAGAGAUGGUGCUGGAGACACUCAUGAUGGAGCUGGCCGGGCAGAUGAGAGAGGUGGAGCGGCAACAGAGGGAGCGUCGCAGUGCGGUUAGGAAGAUCUGCACGGGUGUGGACUACAGCUGGCUGGCCAGCGCGCCCAGACCCACCUAUGACAUCAGCCCUGGUGAGCGGCUGCAGCUGGAGGAUGUAUGUGCCAAGAUCCACCCAUCCUACUGUGGGCCUGCCAUCCUCAGGUUCCGACAGCUGCUGGCGGAACGAGAGCCCGAGGUGCAGGAGGUGGCGCGGCUGUUCCGCUCUGUGUUGCAGGAGGCCCUGGAGAAGAUGAAGCAGGAGGAGGAGGCCCAUAAGCUGACUCGUCAGUGGAGCUUGAGGCCCCGCGGCAGCCUGUCGUCUUUUAAGACCCGCGCUCGCAUCGCGCCCUUCGCCAGUGACAUCCGGACCAUCUCGGAGGACGUGGAGCGCGACGCGCCACCCCCGCCGCGCACCUGGAGCAUGCCGGAGUUCAGGGCGCCCCAGGCCGACUGACCACCCUGGGCAGUCACCCUCAGGAGGGAAUGAUGGGCCGGUGGCUGGGUGGCUGGGUCGCCGGUGCCGGAACCUCCCCACCUAACCCGACUGGGAGACCCAUCACGCAGCACUGCUAGACCACGGAGUCAACUAAUUGAGCACACCUGCUUGGCUACGGGGUAGAGUUGGGACUUGAGCACUGUUUCUCCCCCAAAAGGUCUCCACUUGCCAGCCUGACAUAGAAAAAAGGUCUGGUGUUGGAGCAAGUUCUUCUCUGUCUCCUCUGUCUGGAACAAGGAACAAGUGUCUUUUCCCUCUUUUGCAAGGCCGGCAUACAUAUCCCAACUUCCGGGAUGCCAUUCACCUUAUCCAGUCAGGGCACCUUUACUAGUAACCAGAUGACAUUCACUGCAGGGGACCCACAGCCUCAGGCCCAGGACAGCUAGUGGGGUCCAUAGAGACUCUUCAAUCCACUGUUCAGUUAGAGAGUGGAAAAAAAAAAACAAAAACAAAAACAAAAAAAAAACAAACAAAAAAAAACCGAGUCUCCCAAGGGUCUCCCUGCUUUUGUUUGCCUUAACUCUGAUCCCUCUGAUGUGGGCGUGUUCUUGCCUGAGUCCUUGAAUGCUGGACUAUGACAGGGCAGGGCCAAUGUCUGCAUCUCCAUUCACUAAGGCCGAGGCUGCUCUCCUAGAAAGUUAGCUAGGGGUAGGCAGGAUGACCCUAACUCCCAUCCUGCAGUGUCAUCACAUGGUGUGUGGCCAGUCCAGAGUCAGGGCUUGGAGGCUUGCAAACCCUGCUGCUGAAGUCUAGGGAUCCUUCUGUUCACACCUGCUCUCCAGCUUCCCUAGGAAGUGCCUGAGCAAACCAGUUCAGAGUAGUCUCCUGCAGCCUCAUGCUCUGAUGGUAUAUGAGUGGGUCACCUGUGAAAGAUUUGCAAGGCCAGGUGGCCCGCACAAUCUAGGAUAGAAGUAGGGUUCAGGGGAAGAGGGUAAGCAAAAUGUCCCCAGCACCCAAUGCAUAUCCAGAAAACACAAGUGAACCUUAUAGUCUAAAUAAAAUGCAACGGGAGGAAAGUCACUAGGUACUGCAUGUAGUCCGGUUCAGUGGAAAGUCUACGUCUAUUCCCCUCUGCCUUCCUCCCUCUCCUCUUCAGGGCAGGGCCUCCCUAUUUUGGCUGUUCCAGCCUCUUGAGUGCUGAGUCUACGGCACGGAUAUUCUUUUUGAAUGAUGUGCUUUGGGUUGCCUCGCUGGGGUCUGGAUGGAGGAUGAGAGGAUGGCACAUUCCUCUUAGCCAUUGCUGCCGGGAUGAAGGAGCUGACUGGCUCAAUAGUAUAACCUCUUCUAAAUAAAAACAUCUUAAACAUCUUCUAUUGGAAGAUACCGAGAAGUCCACUCAUUUGCCAAACUUUGGAUAGAGGUCCAAAGUGACCUGUGUUGUGACGGGGGUUCACUUCGACUCAGUGGGUUUGGGAUGCUUUGGAUGGGACACCAAGAGCUGUUAAGGCUUUGAAACAAACAAGCCCACAGUUGGGAGGAAAUGUUGAGUGGACCGGAGCUUGCCAAGUCUCCUGCCUGAGGUUCUUGUGGGGCUUGAUUUGCCUAGAGGGAGGUUCCGAGAAGUCCUCAGAGGACUACUCCUGAUUUCUUCUCCCAGGUCUCUCUGUUCUCCUCAAGGAAAAGGAAAACCUGAAGCAGUGACCGUGCUCUUGAGUGACAGGCAGUUACUACUGCUGUGCCUACCGGCCUCCUCAGUACUGUUCUGCUCUGUCCCAUCUUAACUGUGAUGCUAACCAAAGCCUGUGAGGGUCCCAAAGGCAGUCCUUUGUAUCCAGGCUGGUAAAGUUGAGAAGGUGCCAUUUCUACUUAAAAGACUCAGGGACAACAAAUGGAGGUGUCUGACGAGGGGCUGGUGUUGGCUGGAGGGGGAGUUCCCUCCUGCUGAGCUGGGGCUGGAACUGCAUUUUAUUUCUGGUGCUUCUUACUUGGUAUGAAAACUUUCAAGUUCUAGAAAGUAAAGGAAGCUUUGGUAUUUAUUAAUACUUGAUACUAGUAAUUUCAUUUUUUUUACUUCAUGUUUUAAUAUCUCGACCCAAAAUUUUGGCAGAUACUUUCAUAUGAAUCUGAGAUAUGAUCCUUCACUCCGGAAUACUUCGGUGUGCUCUGCAAAGGAGAACAUUCCAGAAGUUGGAGUAAAAAAAAAUAUAGACGGCUGGGCAUGGUGGCCUAUACCUUUAGUCCCAGGGUUUGCGAGGCAGAGCCAUGCAGAUCUCUGAGUUCACGGUCAGUCUGGUCUGAAUGAAUUUCAAGAUGGCCAGGGCUGCCCUGAGAAUCCCUGUUUUGAAACUUUCAUAUUAUCUAAUUCCUAGUCCAUGCUGAAAUGACCCAAACUUUUCCCAAUAUAUGACUCCUGCAUUUUGUUUCUGAAAGUGAGGGUCUCAUCAAAUCUCAUACAUCCACACAUCAAUGAGGAAAUUAUGAUUUGUUUAUUCUCAGUCAUGUAGUGCUCUGUAGUUAUACAAUGGGAUAUUGUUUAUAGAGUAUCAUGUUGAUAACAGUAACUUAACAAAGAACAGUGACCCUGAGAGCCAGCAAAAAAUAUUUUCUGCUCAGAUAGCUCUGUUAGCCAUUUGAUAACAUUGUUUCAACACAACCAAGAUUCUCUAAUAUGUGUGUAUAUAUACAUAUGUAUGUAUAUAUAUAAUACAAUUUUACAUAAUAUAAAUUUCUUGUUCUCUGGCUUUAGAUUUUUAAAUUCUUCCAUAAAUGAAUAAAGUCAACAAAAAGGGCCAUUUGCACCAGUGAAUAGUAGCUAUUGGAUUGCCUUAUCUGUUGGUCCUGUAGAGACUUGAUGACCCAGGAGAGGGGAACGCUAGGCCACUGAGGCAGGUGUGGGUGGGUGGGUGGGCGAGCCACUCUCAUAGAGGCAGGGGGAGGGGGGCGCGAAUAGGGAGCUUGUGGAGGGGAAACUGGGAAGGGGUUAAAAGAAGGAAAAAAAGAGUAGCUAUAAAUAGGACAUAUUUUUAUUAAUCUGAAAUAAUAAAAACCUAUGGGCAUACGGGUAGGGGUACACGCUUGGCUUGAUACUUCAGGAGCCUUCCAGUGCACACGUGAAUCACACACAAGGAGGAAAACAAGACGGGGGCUAACCAGCCAUAACAAAAACACAUCCUUUGCAGUUUGUUAUCUCUCAGGUUUGGCCUGUACGCUUGCUUUAAACCACAAUCAUUACAUGUUCCAUGGAAAGUUGUCUUUUAGGCUAAGAAAUGUUUGAGAGCUGUUUACAAAGCCUUAAAGAGGAAAAAAUGCUUCACUUCCAAAUCACUGUCUCUCUGGAAUGUGUGUGUAGCACACUCUGUGUGCGGUCUGAGUUCAGACUGGUGUUCUUGGUUCCGUGCACUUGCACUGUGGAGGUCUGCCACAUCUGUGUUGUUAGUAAGCUGAGGAAGCAUGGAAUCCUGGGCUGGGCUGGUAAAACGCCUUCUUCCAUGGGGCUGGUGGGCUAUUAUCAGUCCAGGAUGUGAAGAACUAGAUGGUGUGAAUAUUUGAGUCCACCUCUUCAGGGCCAGGCUGAGUGGGGGCUAGGGCUGUGCAUGAGACAGGCCGUGGAGAACACACCUGACUGGAGAAAGAACGACGGGUGUGCUGUCCUGGAAGGUGUGGAGGCUAGGCUGAUUUGGAUGCUGAUGGGGGCUCAUUAGGGUCGGGUGAUAGGCUCAGAGCUGGCCAUGUAUCCCACACUCCCUUGCUGCAUCUGUUGCCACUUCUGUAUCACUUACUUUUAUCUCUGCAUUUCUCAGAACUUCAUUAACAUGGUGCUAUGACUCAUACUCAUUUACUGCGUGUGGGGGCUCACCACUGGAAAGCCUACUAUUUUAAACAACGGAGAAAGGAUAGGAUCACCUCCACGACGGAUAUUUGAGAAUAUUUGGGUCACCUUAACCAUUUUUAAUGUAAAAGAAUAAACAAAACAAAACAAAACAAAAACCAAAACGACUCACAGACGAGGGAAUGAACAUUGUAACUUUUAAAAAACUGUCUGCCAGAAGGUUGGAGAAACAUAAGAUGCCACCUUGAAGAAAGUACCCUUAGGGGUACAAUCCAGUGAGGUGCUGGACUCCUGGGAAAAGUUAAAAUUGUUACCGACAAAUGCGUCCUUACCUACAAAGCUAAGAGACUGUCAAACCGCCAGGAUACAAAGGUCGAAUAAUGAAACCAGGACGACCAGCCAACAAACCCCACACUGUGGUAAAGCGUAGCAUAAAAUUGCCAGAGCCAAACCUAAAAGAAAUACUCCGAAACCUGAAGAAAAAUCACUUCCCUUUAAGAGUAAAGGAAGACGGAAGUGGGCGUCCAACCUGGGGGAUUAACCCGCGAAGACAUGUAGUCUCACGUCUUGGGAACGUGCGCCAUCCUGUCACAGUCGAUCACAAAUUUUCCUCCUAAGGCAUGGAUGCUCACCACGCGUGGAAAAGUUCUCUCCAUGCGUGAAAGGGGCCAGCCUAACCGGAAGCGGCCUCGCCCCCGGACACGGCGAGAGAC
Messenger RNA from Rattus norvegicus (Norway rat), 21027 nucleotides. The record is from RefSeq and is a predicted model, not a curated record. Lineage: Eukaryota; Metazoa; Chordata; Mammalia; Rodentia; Muridae.